AUGUUCUCCCGCGCUCAUGCCUGGAGCCUGCGACAUCAAGCCGCCGCUGGAGCAAGCGUGAUCCGCCCCCCUUCUCCCCCUCGGAGACGGCCCAUACAGCCUCUGCCUAUGCCCCUAGAGGGUACAACCAUCAGCCCACUAGCGGGACUGUUCGAGUACCCCGAACUCAUCCCACAUGUGCUGGCGGAGUUUGAGCAACCCAAGGACCUUGCGGUCUUAUGCAGAGUCAGUAAGGCGUUUGACUGGCUGGUGCGGCGAAGGCUGUACGAUCAUAUCUGGAUCAGACCGUGGGAGGAGAACUGCCACUACAAGCUGGUCUUGCUUUUCGAGAGCCUAUCCAAGUCGCCACAUUUGUGCCGGUUGGUCAAGCGAUUAGAUGUACGCUUCUUCCCUCUGUCUGCGAAAGGGGACGACCGCUACGAUUUGGAUGACCAAGUCAAGGUCGCCAUCUCGAGCAUGGUCAACCUUGAACAUCUUAUCUGGACCCGGGACAAGUCAUUACGCCCAGAGAUCGUCGAGGAGGUCGCACGGUUACCGCGCCUCCGCACACUCGAGAUAUCAGGCCACGCCUACCGUUACUACACUCCUCGCCUGUUGGGCAGCAUGUCCGCGCUGCAGGAUCUGCGCUUCAUGAUGCCAGACACAACCGUGAGGGACAGCUUGGUACACAUCGCACGAGAACUAGGCGAGCGAGCAAAUGGCGGAUUAAGGGGAUUGGGUCUCAUCUGCAGAGACUCGCCCAUUAUCACAGACGAGCUAGUGAAGGCGUUGUCGAAACACCUCUCUCGGCUUCGACGGCUGACCCUGUGGGGCUGUAGCCGGGUCACCAAGACGAGUGUCUACCAAAUCUUGGAGGCAGCGGAGGAUCUGGAGGAGUUGUCGAUCGAUGCUUUGCCCCACUCUGGUAUGCUUGACCUAUCUGGUGCCCCCGAAUUGCCCAAUCUACACAGCUUCUCCCUGUCCAUCACACCUCCACAUCGGACUCCAGUACAAUUGCAGACCGCAGAUCUUCCGCUCCUACCGCGGGACCUCAACCUCUCAUCUCUCCACAUCAACCUCUCCAGCGCUAUAGCCCAUCUGCCUGUUGGCGGGGUCGAGCACCUCACUUCGCAAGUCGACUUUGGCCGCUUGAAGCGCCUCUCACUCCUCAAUAUCGUGGUGGCCGCCCAACAGCUAUCGGCGCUUAUCGAUGCCGCACCUCAUCUGGACGAGCUAUACAUCUCGACGAACGGCAAGCAGGCAUUGAUCGACUGCUCGGAGCUGACUGGACGGCCUCUGCGCAUCUUCCACGUCAUUGCGCCGGAGAAGUGGGGUCCAACGGCGGAUGAUCUCGCCGAGCUCGCAGGGAGGCUACCGGAGGUGGAGCAGAUUGGGACAGGGAACAGGGUGUACGAGGUGUUUAGAAAGGAAGGAGGCGAUGUUGAGCUGGCCAGGUGGGGAAGAACGGUGGUCCCGGGGUACUUUCAGGUGUGGCGGGGGUAG
This is a messenger RNA of Dioszegia hungarica, 1482 nucleotides long. RefSeq lists its product as uncharacterized. Bases 1 to 1482 code for a protein of 493 amino acids. The transcript is spliced from 6 exons. Lineage: Eukaryota; Fungi; Basidiomycota; Tremellomycetes; Tremellales; Bulleribasidiaceae. The record is from RefSeq and is a predicted model, not a curated record.